AAUUACAAUAUAACUUCUCCCAAAUGGAUGAAAAACUGACUAUGCUCGAACUUUAGCAAAUCAGUAUAUGAUUAUACAAAAAUUAGACAAAUAACGUAAGAGCUUAGUCCGGCUCUGAACAAAUCGGAGCGCAUGCGCAAUACACAUCUUGUCCAAAUGUCAUUUUAAGUUUUUCGCUUUCCAGUAUUAUUUUUUAUUUGGUUUGCAGAAAAAAUGUCACAAAAAUGUUUCCCUUGAUUUUUGACAUAUUUAAUGAGGUGAAAAGCUUAUUCUUAAGGCAAAGUUUGAAAUGGUGCAAUUCUUACGAAUCUAUUUUAGCGACAAUGUGGAUAUGGUCCAUAUUAUUUUUCUAUGGAGCCUUUAUGGCCAUGCUAAAGUUAAUCGACAAACUGUUCCCAAAUACCAGGGUCGUUGAUCAGCUAUGCAAGUUUAUAGAAGAAGGUGAUACAGUAAUGUCCGUGAAAUUACUGGAGAAAUAUCCUAAAUAUAUAAAUGCAUAUAAUAAUAUGGGUUAUACACCAUUUUUGGUUGCCUGUGCAAACGGACAAGCACAAAUUCUCAAGCUGAUGUUGAAAAAGGGUGCAGACGUGAAACGAAAAUCCAAACAAUUCGAAUCUGCUUUCUAUUUGGCUACCUUCUACUACAUCAAGAACCCCCACAUCAAAAACGCAACCUGUAUUCGAGACCUGUACUACGCAGGUGCAAAUAUCGAUGAACCUAAUGCUAAAGGCUUAACGCCAUUGCAGAUGGCCGCCAUGUUUGGUCAUACACCUUUGGUAAGAUGGCUGCUUCAGAAGAACGCAACGGUUGUAAGUGCGCCUGAUCCAUACAUGUUAGCCUUGUCUCAAGGGUACCAGGACACUGCUACUGUUAUACUGACGCAUACACAUAAAAAAUUCAUCCAUUAAAGUAAGUUCAAAAAUAAAUUUGAUUUCACUUGUUUUAUUUCAGUUUGUAAAAUUUCCCUUUCCAAUAUACAUAUGUAUCGAAC
Messenger RNA from Acanthoscelides obtectus, 991 nucleotides. The record is from the annotation of a GenBank genome assembly. NCBI's taxonomy places the organism in Eukaryota, Metazoa, Arthropoda, Insecta, Coleoptera, Chrysomelidae.